Molecule: messenger RNA, 5682 nt
Organism: Orbicella faveolata
Lineage: Eukaryota; Metazoa; Cnidaria; Anthozoa; Scleractinia; Merulinidae
Biological process (GO): entrainment of circadian clock by photoperiod; circadian regulation of gene expression; negative regulation of DNA-templated transcription
Cellular component (GO): nucleus; cytoplasm
Molecular function (GO): DNA binding; FAD binding
Source: RefSeq, a predicted model, not a curated record
UUAUUCAACAAGAAACGCGACUCCGCUUGUCGUACCCUAAAGCAAGUGCUAUGGUUCUGAGGUUCUAGUUUGGUGUGGAACGUAAAUCGAGGUCAUGGCCGUGAUCGUAUACUACGGGUAUUACUUUGGAUGCGACUAACUUUGUGACUUAGCAUGUUACAGCUUCCUUUCAGUCCGAGGUAGAAAACAUGGAUGCAAACGUGAACUCACUUCACUGGUUCAGGAAGGGCCUUAGGUUGCACGACAAUCCGUCGCUUCGCCAGGCAAUACAUGGAAGUUCUACUUUUAGAGCAGUGUUUUUUCUCGACGUUGACUCUUUAAACGAGAUAAAUAUAUCGAGAAACAAGUGGCGAUUUCUUUUGGAUUGCUUACUUGACUUGGACAGUAGUCUGCGAAGAUUCAACUCCCGUCUAUUCAUCGUGCGGGGACAACCGAUUGAUGUCUUUCCGAAAUUAAUUAAGCAGUGGGAUAUUACAAGGGUAACAUAUGAAUACGACGGUGAACCUUUCCCUCAAAGACGAGACGACUCGGUGAAACGUUUGCUUGAAUCACAAGGAGUUGAAGUUCUGGUAUCCUCAUCGCACACUCUUUACGACAUUGACGAGGUUAUUGAGUUGAAUCAUGGAAAUGUCCCAGUUACAUUUAAACAAUUUGAGUGCCUCAUAAACAAGCUUGGCACUCCAGCCAGCUGUGCCCCUGAUGUUGACCAGGAUAUGUUUGAAAAUUGUAAGACUCCUGUUAAAGAUAAUCAUGAUCAGAUUUAUGGAGUACCGCAGUACGAUGCCCUCGAGUUGGAUGAGGAAGAGCAUGAACAGGAGGAUUGGGUUGGUGGAGAGAAAGAGGCUCUUAAAAGGCUUGCACUUUUGGAGAAGAAGGUUGUAGAACCUGUUGCAUACUGUGCUCAACAAGAGACAAAUUCACCGUUUCCUAAGUCUUCAAAGUUAAGUCCUUAUUUGCGAUUUGGAUGUCUGUCAGUGAAAUACCUCUUUCACAGAAUGAACCAGGUUUACAAGGAGGCGCAUGGCAAAUCUGCCCCUUUGUCAGUUCACCAGCCACUCCUGUGGCGAGAGUUCUUUUUUGUUGUGGCUAGCAGACACCCCAACUUUGACAAGAUGAGAAACAACUCCCUUUGUUUACAAUUUCCAUGGGAAGAACAUGCUGAUCAACUGGAGCGAUUUAAACAGGGCAAGACUGGUUUCCCAUGGAUAGAUGCCAUCAUGCGUCAGCUGGUUUCAGAAGGAUGGAUUCACCAUCUCGCUCGACAAGCCGUUGGAUGUUUCCUGACCAGAGGAGCUCUCUGGAUAUGCUGGGAAGAAGGAUUCAAAAUAUUCGAGAAGUUCUUGCUGGAUGCAGAGUGGUGUAUCAAUGCUGGAAACUGGAUGUGGUUGUCUUGCAGUGCAUUUUUUGCAAAGCAUCCUCAGUGGAUGUGUCCAGUUGGCUUAGGAGAACAUUUAGACCCACAAGGCAACUUUGUGAGGAAAUAUGUCCCUGAGUUGAAAGAUUUUCCAUCUGAAUUUAUAUAUGAACCAUGGAGAGCACCACUGGAAGUACAAAAGACAGCCAACUGUAUUGUGGGUGCUGAUUAUCCACAGCCUGUCAUCAAUCAUCAGGAAGCACGACAAGAUUGUGUUCAUAGGCUGAGAGGAGUUUAUCAAAAUCUUGUGAGCAAGGUUUCUUCUAAUGUGGGACUGGGCCACAAUGCCAUGCAUUGGUUCAGAAAGGAUUUAAGGCUUCAUGACAAUCCUUCUCUAUGUGAGGCACUAGUAAACUGUAGAACAUUUCAUGCUGUCUACAUCAUUGACCCAGUGAGUGCAAGAGCGGCCAAUGUUUCUGCUAAUCGCUGGAAAUUUCUCUUGGACUGCUUAACUGAUCUCGACAAGAGUCUUCGUGAGUGUGGCUCGAGGCUUCAUGUUAUUCGUGGACAGCCAACAUAUGUUUUGCCGAAACUUUUUCAAGAAUGGAAUGUUUCCAAGCUGACAUUUGAAUGCGAAACUGAGCCAUUUGGGCAACGGAGAGAUGUGGCUGUUGCAGUCCUUGGAGAAGAACAUGGAGUGGAAGUGAUUUCCAAACCAUCACAUACUUUGUAUGACCCAGAAAAAAUUAUUGAGAGUAAUGGUGGGGAGGCACCUUUGGUGAUUAAAACAUUUGAAAAUGUUGUUAGGCAAAUGGGUCCUCCAGAAAAGCCUGUAGAUGCAGUCAACAAGGAAAUGUUCAAGGGAUGCAUUUGCCCAGUGUCCAGUGAUUACAACUCAAAAUUUGGUGUUCCACACCUUAAUGAGCUUGGUUUUCAAGAGAGUGACGUCACUUCAGGUGAAAUGUGGGUUGGUGGAGAGCGGGAGGCUAUCAAAAGAUUGACUGAACUUGAGGAAAAGGUCCUCAUAGGGAAUUUGAAGAAAUCAGUAGAAGGACUAGAUGCAUUGCAGCCAUCAAGGACGCAGCUGAGUCCUUACCUUCGAUUUGGUUGCCUGUCUCCAAGGCUUUUCCACAUGCGAUUAACCAAAGCAUAUAUGAAAGUUAAGUGCCAGCCCCCACCACUGUCGCUCUACAGGCAGUUGGUUUGGAGAGAAUUUUUUUUUACCCUUGCCAGUCAGAAUCCCAACAUGGACAAAGCAGUUGACAAUCCUCUUUCUCUGAACAUUACAUGGGAGAAUAAUGAGAAGGCCCUUGAGGCAUGGAAAAAGGGCUUGACAGGCUUCCCUUGGAUUGAUGCAAUAGUGCGGCAAUUGCAUACUGAAGGCUGGAUUCACCAUGUGGCUCGCCAAGCAAUUGGAUGUUUCUUGACCAGGGGAUGUCUUUGGAUCAGCUGGGAAGAGGGUUUCAAGUUGUUUGAGGAGCUACAGUUGGAUUCAGAGUGGAGCCUGAAUGCUGGUAACUGGCUGUGGGUGUCUUGCAGUGCAUUCUUUCAUGGACAGAUUCCAUGGUACUGUCCGGUUAAUGUUGGCAAGAAACUUGACCCAUCCGGAAAUUUUAUUCGGAAAUAUGUCCCUGAGUUGAAAGAUUUUCCAUCUGAAUUUAUAUAUGAACCAUGGAGAGCACCACUGGAAGUACAAAAGACAGCCAACUGUAUUGUGGGUGCUGAUUAUCCACAGCCUGUCAUCAAUCAUCAGGAAGCACGACAAGAUUGUGUUCAUAGGCUGAGAGGAGUUUAUCAAAAUCUUGUGAGCAAGGUUUCUUCUAAUGUGGGACUGGGCCACAAUGCCAUGCAUUGGUUCAGAAAGGAUUUAAGGCUUCAUGACAAUCCUUCUCUAUGUGAGGCACUAGUAAACUGUAGAACAUUUCAUGCUGUCUACAUCAUUGACCCAGUGAGUGCAAGAGCGGCCAAUGUUUCUGCUAAUCGCUGGAAAUUUCUCUUGGACUGCUUAACUGAUCUCGACAAGAGUCUUCGUGAGUGUGGCUCGAGGCUUCAUGUUAUUCGUGGACAGCCAACAUAUGUUUUGCCGAAACUUUUUCAAGAAUGGAAUGUUUCCAAGCUGACAUUUGAAUGCGAAACUGAGCCAUUUGGGCAACGGAGAGAUGUGGCUGUUGCAGUCCUUGGAGAAGAACAUGGAGUGGAAGUGAUUUCCAAACCAUCACAUACUUUGUAUGACCCAGAAAAAAUUAUUGAGAGUAAUGGUGGGGAGGCACCUUUGGUGAUUAAAACAUUUGAAAAUGUUGUUAGGCAAAUGGGUCCUCCAGAAAAGCCUGUAGAUGCAGUCAACAAGGAAAUGUUCAAGGGAUGCAUUUGCCCAGUGUCCAGUGAUUACAACUCAAAAUUUGGUGUUCCACACCUUAAUGAGCUUGGUUUUCAAGAGAGUGACGUCACUUCAGGUGAAAUGUGGGUUGGUGGAGAGCGGGAGGCUAUCAAAAGAUUGACUGAACUUGAGGAAAAGGUCCUCAUAGGGAAUUUGAAGAAAUCAGUAGAAGGACUAGAUGCAUUGCAGCCAUCAAGGACGCAGCUGAGUCCUUACCUUCGAUUUGGUUGCCUGUCUCCAAGGCUUUUCCACAUGCGAUUAACCAAAGCAUAUAUGAAAGUUAAGUGCCAGCCCCCACCACUGUCGCUCUACAGGCAGUUGGUUUGGAGAGAAUUUUUUUUUACCCUUGCCAGUCAGAAUCCCAACAUGGACAAAGCAGUUGACAAUCCUCUUUCUCUGAACAUUACAUGGGAGAAUAAUGAGAAGGCCCUUGAGGCAUGGAAAAAGGGCUUGACAGGCUUCCCUUGGAUUGAUGCAAUAGUGCGGCAAUUGCAUACUGAAGGCUGGAUUCACCAUGUGGCUCGCCAAGCAAUUGGAUGUUUCUUGACCAGGGGAUGUCUUUGGAUCAGCUGGGAAGAGGGUUUCAAGUUGUUUGAGGAGCUACAGUUGGAUUCAGAGUGGAGCCUGAAUGCUGGUAACUGGCUGUGGGUGUCUUGCAGUGCAUUCUUUCAUGGACAGAUUCCAUGGUACUGUCCGGUUAAUGUUGGCAAGAAACUUGACCCAUCCGGAAAUUUUAUUCGGAGAUAUGUACCAGAGCUCAAGACUAUGCCCACGAAGUACAUCCAUGAACCGUGGCUGGCACCCAUAGCUUUGCAGAAGGCAAGUAACUGCAUUGUCGGUGUAGAUUACCCAGAGCGUCUCUGUGACCACAAGGAGAGACGGAAAGUUUGUCUUGACAGGCUCAAAGAAGUAUGUCAGCAGAUAACGGGAACGCAGUCGUCCUGCCAAGAGAGCGCCUUCGUUGAGUGAAAGAGCUUCCUGAACAUUCUUGGUUAGCGCUGGAGACAAAGGUUGAUUUAAAGGAUUAAAUCAUUUUGAUCAAAAUUUCAAGUCGUAAAUAUUGUAGAAUACAAGCCUUAGUCCAAGAUUCGAGUUGUGGCCAGUCGCAGCAUCUAAGAGAUUCUGUUCAAAUCUGGCAUGUAUUUUGUAUUACCUUACUAGCUACGAGAGUUUCAAUUAUCUUCACUUUGAACAAUGUACGAGGCCGCUCUGAAGUGACCUUGGUGUGGCAAUAUGGCGGAUUGAAAGUGUUCUUGUGACUGGAACGUUGCUCUUGUCAUUAUGGUUAGUCCAUAACUAUCCACCAUAUUUGCGUUUAUUAAGGCAAAUCCAGCAAAUGAUAUUUUUUGAACGACUAAGGCCAUGAUGGAACGUCACCUUUCACAUGAGCGGAACGCUAACGAAUGAGCAAACGUUUUUGUUUUUGCUUAUGUGCACUAGGUUUAAUUAAAAUUAGAUCUCUCACCGUGGCUUAACGAAGAUAGAAUUGCUCGGCUUUUGAAUAAUGACAACAAAACUACUAUUUAUUUAAGUACAAGCCACCUACCUGUACACACGUGUAUACUUGUAACAAGGUCUAGAAAGAGAUUGGACCCUAAAGCGAUGACAUUCCAGUUUUCAGCAAAAUCUGCGAGGAGUGGUUGUUGAGAGUUGUUAGUGUAGCUCGAGAAUAAGAGUGUAUGUCUCUUAAUAUGUACAGAUUUAAAGUAGGAUGAGACACAGGGAGGGAAAAAGAAACCUAAAAUUUUGUUAAUUAUUACAGUUAAUCUGUGACGGAAUGUACAGUACAGAAUAUCUUAGACGGUAGAGUAGUUUUUUUUUUUCAGAUCUCGGAGGCAUAUAAAUACUCGUUCAUUUCAAGAGUUUAAGCCAUGUUAUUUUGUAAAUAUUGAACUUCAGUCGCUUAUUUACUGGAAUUAAAUGCUGUAAAUGCAAGUGUUCAUGAAACAUU